GGGAGCACACAGAUCACAGAUAAGCAUCAGUGAGAAAUUGAGAGGCUUGAUGGUAAUCUUUUUCGAGGAAGUGAGGCUAUACAAUCACAAAGGAAACCACAGGAGAGAGAGGCUGACCUUGUCGGCCUGCACUGCAGCUGCCGAGCUUUCGGGUUACGUUAAAACUGCUCUCAUCAAAAAACAGGGCCAAAAAGUUAUAUUUGAAGUUAGAUUUACUGUGUCUGAUUUUCAUUUCACAUAGGCAACAGUUGGCAUACUUUGCGUCUUUCUAAUAAGAGAGGGAACAGCUAUGAGUAUGCUUCGAUAAUGGAACCCUUUAUGAGAAAAAACAUGACUAAACAGGAACAUGGUCGCUAUAGCAAUGUGGAUGAAGAUGAGUAUCAUGUCCCAGACAACCAUGUGGAAGUGUUCCCUGUGCAAAUCCACCCUGCCAGAUCACAUCAGUGCGACAGAGAAUACGCAGACAGGGACCUUUCCAGAUCAUCCUCGACUCAAAGCAUCCACUCUGGAUCAAGUGGAAGCCCUGUCAUACCUCCAAGAUUUCAGAGAGGAGGACUCCCUUGUACUCCAAGACAUACUGGACCUCCUGUCAACCGUCAGCUGAAGCCAGGAAAACAAAUCAGGACCCAGUUAGAUGAGAGAAUGCAAGCCAAGGAGUCAACAGAACAGAACAUGCAACCCACACCAAGUUUCAGGUCGCUAAAACCCUUAGCCAAUGACCUUGUAAAAAAGUCUGGCCUGGACCUCGAGAGGCCCUGCAGGAGAGACAGACAAAGAAGAACACAAAAUGUGGAAUGCAAUAUCCCACUUGAAGGUCAGUGUUUGGUGAGACUGCCACUUAACCAUAACCAAAGAUAUUCUCUUGACCUUGAGUCUCAACUGCCCACAGACAUAAGGUUGCAGGAAAAAGACAAUUCCACAGCACAGUCUUCAGUGAAGCGCCAACAACACCAUGAGUGGCCUCAGACCAAAGAUGACCAGGACCACAUUGAUUUUGUCCCCAAGGAAAGACCUUGUCAGAUGUAUAAUGACGAAGACUGGUACAUAGGACCUUGCGAUCGAGUAGAUGCUGAACAUGCCUUACACCUAGUGAACAAGGAUGGUGCUUUUUUGGUGCGGGACUGCUCAAGGAACAUUAACAGCGAGCCUUUUGUCUUAGUGGUGUUUCAUGACAAGAGAGUUUUCAAUGUUAAAAUCCGGUUCAUUCCAAGCAAGUCCAAAUAUGCCCUUGGGACUGGUCAACGUGCAAAUGACAUGUUUGAUUCAGUAGCAGAUAUUGUCAAAUUCCACUCGAUUUUCCCUGUAGUCCUGAUAGAUGGAAGGAACCAGUCAGCCAACCGAUACCAGGGGAACUGUGUGUUGACAUACCCAAUCACAAAAGAGGAUGUAAACCAGUUGUUGGCAUGAAAAGCCUACCCUGCUCCGGCUGGCAAUAAUAUAUAUUUUUAUUUUAUUUGAUCUGUUGUUAGUUAAAAUAAAAUGUUUUUGAUGGAC
This is a messenger RNA of Esox lucius (northern pike), 1494 nucleotides long. Its product is annotated as cytokine-dependent hematopoietic cell linker. Gene Ontology annotation, biological process: intracellular signal transduction; cell surface receptor protein tyrosine kinase signaling pathway. The transcript has 17 exons. The record is from RefSeq and is a predicted model, not a curated record. Lineage: Eukaryota; Metazoa; Chordata; Actinopteri; Esociformes; Esocidae. Bases 307 to 1407 code for a protein of 366 amino acids.